Molecule: messenger RNA, 633 nt
Organism: Drosophila bipectinata
Lineage: Eukaryota; Metazoa; Arthropoda; Insecta; Diptera; Drosophilidae
Source: RefSeq, a predicted model, not a curated record
AUGAACCGAGUCGAGUUUACAAAUUUAAAGUGCAGGACCACGGAUAAGGAGUUUGCGGAUGUUGAAUAUUGCGUGUUAAAGGCCGUUAAUCGAUCCUACAAAUAUGCCUCAGUAAAAAUAAAUCUAUUUAAAGUACCAAUCACUCGAGUCAAGAUCACAAGCCGAGUCGAGUUUACAAACUUUAAGUGCACAACCACGGAUAAGGAGUUCGCGGAUGUUGAAUAUUGCGUUUUAAAGGCCGUUAAUCGAUCCUACAAAUAUGCCUCAGUAAAAAUAAAUCUAUUUAAAGUACCAAUCACCCGAAUAAAGUUCAACUUGGGGCUCUAUAAGCGCAUGAAUGGCUAUAGACCCUUCCUAUAUAACGUAUCCGUAGAUGGAUGUAAAUUUUUGAAGAACCGAAAAGCCAGUCCUAUCACAAAUUACUUUUUUGAGUUCAUAAGAGAAAAUUCGAAUAUGAAUCACUCCUGCCCAUAUGAUCACGACAUUAUUGUUGACAAGCUAACCACGGAGAAAGCCAAUCACCGAUUAACCAAAGUACUGGCAUUUCCGGAAGGGGACUACAUGAUCGAAAUGCACUGGAUGGCCCAAGAUGUUACUCGAGUAGUGACUAAUAUUUAUUUUUCACUGUCAUGA